Saccoglossus kowalevskii is the source of this 1249-nucleotide messenger RNA. Its product is annotated as heat shock factor protein-like. The record is from RefSeq and is a predicted model, not a curated record. Gene Ontology annotation, biological process: regulation of DNA-templated transcription. Gene Ontology annotation, molecular function: sequence-specific DNA binding; DNA-binding transcription factor activity. NCBI's taxonomy places the organism in Eukaryota, Metazoa, Hemichordata, Enteropneusta, Harrimaniidae.
ACAAUUGGUAGAUUGUUGUGUCUCAUGCAAACUGAAAAUCUGUAGAAUCGCACGCCGUACAGUUAAAUAACACUCCAAAAAUAUCGAGAAUACGAUGGAUAUUCACCAUGGAAGUACAAUACCGGCAUUCCUCAACAAAUUAAUAUCCCUACUCGAAGAUGAAUCGACUAACGACUUGAUACGUUGGGGUCAAAAUGGUACAUCAUUCCUUGUCUGUGACCAAGGUCGAUUUGCCAAGGAAGUGUUGCCAAACUACUUCAAACACAACAACAUUGCCAGCUUUAUAAGACAACUAAACAUGUAUGGCUUCAGAAAGCUUGUUAAUGUUGAGAGUGGUGGAUUGAAAGUAGAGCGUGAUGAAACAGAAUUUUGUCAUCCUUAUUUCAUAAGGGGACGGCUUGAGUUGUUGGAACAGAUUAAAAGGAAAAUUUCCUCCAGUAAAGGUGACGAAGUGAAAGUAAAGCAAGGAGAUGUGUCGCUCAUUCUGAAUGAUGUUAAACAAAUGAAAGGAAAACAAGGAGACAUGAGCAACAAAUUGGAUGCUAUGAAAAGAGAAAAUCAGGCACUAUGGCGUGAGGUAAAAGAGCUUCGUCAGAAACACACCAAACAGCAGCAGAUUGUCAACCGACUGAUUGAGUUCUUGCUUAGUCUUGUCAAACCAGCAAGAUCUGGACUUAAGAGAAAAAUGCCUUUGAUGAUUAACCAUGCGACAGAGAGUCCGACUUCCAAUCCACCAAAGUACAGCCGGCAUCUUGCAUUCCAGCCAUCGACUAGUACAAUCUCAGACUAUGACCUGCAGUCUCUACAGCCAAGCGACAGUGAAGAGUUUGAAACAACAGAGCAUUCCAAUGGUCCUAUAAUUUCUGAUGUAACAGAUUUAAUUUCCCCGAAUGAGGUAGAUGAGAAUCAAAAGGAGUCUGGAUUUGUUGAGGAUCAUACAAAUGAGAAUGAAGUAGAGAAACUAGCAGAAGCCUUUCUACCUGAGGCACAGUCGCGGCUUUUGUUGGAUAAGAUAUUGGAUGCACCUGUUGUAUCUGAACCUUCUAUUGACUCAGCUUUGACGUCUUUACCUAUGGGUAUUGAUCUGGAACCCCCAGAAACCUUAUUAGAAGACGAUGCUGCGACAAGUGAUGGUAAUCCUAAUAACCAAGAUAGUGCCAAUCUCUCAACCUCAAAUAAAUCAGAUGACAGGGAUAUGACUGUGGCGCUAUCAAAUGCACAUGCAAGCUCCGCUCCUGUCAGAAACUGA